This is a messenger RNA of Hemiscyllium ocellatum (epaulette shark), 2164 nucleotides long. It is a transcript of the gene fzd4, whose product is annotated as frizzled class receptor 4. Gene Ontology annotation, cellular component: plasma membrane. Gene Ontology annotation, biological process: non-canonical Wnt signaling pathway; retina vasculature morphogenesis in camera-type eye; canonical Wnt signaling pathway. The record is from RefSeq and is a predicted model, not a curated record. Gene Ontology annotation, molecular function: Wnt-protein binding; Wnt receptor activity. Lineage: Eukaryota; Metazoa; Chordata; Chondrichthyes; Orectolobiformes; Hemiscylliidae. The transcript is spliced from 2 exons. The coding region runs from base 337 to 1923 and encodes 528 amino acids.
UGUGUGGCGAUGUCAGGAGCAGCAGCACUCUCGGUCACGUUAAACUGAGAAGGAAACGUCUUUCACCUUCAGCGGAAUAGUUGGGACUAAGAUGUAUAAUCUUUUGGGGCUGCGAGACAAAUACUUUAGACAUUGAUCUGUUAAUAUUGUGGGGUUCGCGGCUAACAGAUGAUUUCGUUCCAUUUGUGUCGAUUGUCCGACGAGAAAUGGCGUUAAACAAGAUUAAGUAUUAACUCAACUCAAAGUGACCGAACUGUGGCAGGGACGAUCGCCGUUCGUCUUAAACGUUAACCGUUCUGCUUUUCUAGCUUUUCAGCAGCAGAACUACCACUGGAGAUGAAUUGGUUUUCGACACUGGAUUUGUUGGCGCUUUGCUUAAUUUUCUUCCAGCAUAAGUUCGGCGCUGUUAAAGGAUAUGGGGACGAAGACGAACGGAGAUGUGAUCCUAUCAAAAUCGCAAUGUGCCAGAAUUUGGGCUACAAUGUGACCAAAAUGCCGAAUCCAUUGGGUCACGAGUUACAAACAGACGCCGAGUUACUGUUACAAACUUUUACACCUUUGAUUCAAUAUGGCUGUUCCAGUCAACUGCAGUUUUUUUUAUGCUCUGUUUAUGUGCCGAUGUGCACGGAAAAAAUCGACAUCCCGAUCGGCCCGUGCGGCAGCAUGUGCCAAUCUGUGAAGCGGAGAUGUGAACCUGUUCUGAAGGAAUUAGGUUUCUACUGGCCCGAGACAUUAAACUGCAGCAAAUUCCCACCGCAAAAUGACCACAAUUAUAUGUGUAUGGAGGGGCCCGGGGACGAGGAUGUCCCCUAUCAUACUAACAAAAUAUCCAUCUCAGCAGAAGAGGAGUGUCUGAACAUGGGGGGCAAGUUGGAUAACUAUAUCUGGGUCAAGAGAAGUCUCACUUGUGCCCUGAAAUGUGGUUACGAUGUUGGUUUGUUCAGUAGAUCUGCCAAAGAGUUCACAGACAUUUGGAUGGCAGUUUGGGCCAGUCUGUGUUUUCUAUCGACAGCAUUCACAGUUCUGACAUUCGUCAUCGAUUCUUCUCGGUUUUCGUACCCAGAGCGACCGAUUAUUUUCUUGAGCAUGUGCUAUAACAUAUAUAGCAUCGCCUACAUAGUGCGGCUCACAAUAGGCAGAGAACGUAUAUCAUGUGACUUCGACGAUGCCGCCGAGCCGGUGUUAAUUCAAGAAGGACUCAAAAAUACUGGAUGUGCCAUUGUUUUCUUGCUGAUGUACUUUUUUGGGAUGGCGAGCUCCAUCUGGUGGGUAAUUUUGACACUUACUUGGUUCUUGGCCGCUGGUCUGAAAUGGGGACAUGAAGCAAUAGAGAUGCAUAGUUCCUACUUCCACAUUGCAGCAUGGGCUAUCCCAGCGGUGAAGACCAUUGUUAUACUAAUCAUGCGACUAGUAGAUGCUGAUGAACUCACGGGUUUGUGUUAUGUUGGAAACCAGAACAUUGAUGCAGUCACUGGGUUUGUGGUUGCGCCUUUAUUCACAUAUUUAGUCAUAGGAACUUUGUUCAUUGCAGCUGGCCUGGUGGCAUUGUUCAAAAUCAGAUCUAAUCUUCAGAAAGAUGGAACAAAAACAGACAAGCUAGAAAGACUGAUGGUAAAAAUUGGGGUCUUUUCGGUUCUGUAUACAGUACCUGCCACCUGUGUCAUUGCCUGCUACUUUUAUGAAAUAUCAAACUGGAACCUUUUCAAGUAUUCAGCAGAUGAUUCCAAUACAGCUGUUGAAAUGUUAAAAAUCUUUAUGUCUUUGUUGGUGGGCAUCACUUCCGGCAUGUGGAUUUGGUCUGCAAAGACAUUACAUACUUGGCAAAAGUGUUCAAACAGACUAGUGAGUUCUGGAAAAACGAAACGAGAUAAACGUGGAGAUGGCUGGGUUAAACCAGCAAAAGGCAGUGAAACUGUUGUAUAAGUGUGUGUAUAUAUAUUAUAUAUAUAUAUGGGAAGAAACAUGUAAUGGUGUCGCUUUUUGUUUGUUUACAAAAGCUUGAUUUCAAAGCAUCGCAGAGAAAUUUGCUGUGACCCAUCACUUAUUGAAACUUCAAAAUAAAUGAGAAUGUGCCUUUGUACUGAAGAAAACCAGUUGGAAACCAAUGUACGUUACUGAACAAAAAUGUAAGUCUACAAUAAAGUAGAAUAUGACUUUAUAUGAA